Phyllopteryx taeniolatus (common seadragon) is the source of this 6319-nucleotide messenger RNA. RefSeq names its product forkhead box O1 a (gene foxo1a). The coding region runs from base 345 to 2303 and encodes 652 amino acids. Gene Ontology annotation, biological process: regulation of transcription by RNA polymerase II. Gene Ontology annotation, cellular component: nucleus. Gene Ontology annotation, molecular function: DNA-binding transcription factor activity, RNA polymerase II-specific; RNA polymerase II cis-regulatory region sequence-specific DNA binding. The record is from RefSeq and is a predicted model, not a curated record. The transcript is spliced from 3 exons. Lineage: Eukaryota; Metazoa; Chordata; Actinopteri; Syngnathiformes; Syngnathidae.
GCCAGUUCCAGUAAAAAUGCUCGGGCGCACGCACGCACGCCGCACAUUCGACACAACGCGCGCAGGCAACAGGCUGCGAACUUACACGACCUUCUUUUGAUCCGCUUUUGGACACCAUUUUUAAUUUUUGGGUCAGAGUUUGACUUUAUGAAGCGGUUUGGGAUGUAACUUCCAAAGUUGCCUGACUUUUUGCGGAGUUCCCGCGUUUCCCGGAGGUUUGUUUACCUCGCGUCGUCGCCGUCGCCGUCGUCGUCGUCGUUGUUGUUGUUGUUGUUUUCACCGGCGGCGCCACCACCACCGAGGGGAGGACGCGGUAACUCCAUCCCUUCGGCCUCUCGACCACCAUGGCGGAAGCGGCGCGGCAGCAGCCUGCCCACCUGGUGGACAUCGACCCGGACUUCGAGCCCCUGGCCAGGCCCCGCUCGUGCACUUGGCCCUUGCCCCGGCCGGAGUUCGUCAACCCGGGCGACUCCGACACCUCGUCGCCGGUGCCGUCCGUCAAGCAGGAGCCCGCCGGCAACGAGUUCAUCAGCAACCUCAGCCUGCUGGAGGAGAACGAGGACCUUUGCGCCGACUUCCAGUGCCCGGAGACGUGCGUCCACCGGCAUCCCUGCACCCCGCAGCCGCAGCAUCAGCAUCACCCCAAGCCUCCGCUCCAGCAGCAUCCCCAUCCGCAGCCCCAGCAGCAGCAGGUGCCCCUGCUCUCCUCCCCGGUCACCGGCUCGCCGGCCUCGGCCGCCGCCGCCGCCCAGAGGAAGAGCAGCUCGUCCCGGCGGAACGCCUGGGGGAAUAUGUCGUACGCGGACCUCAUCACUAAAGCCAUCGAGAGCUCCCCGGAGAACAGACUCACCCUGUCUCAGAUCUACGACUGGAUGGUGAAGAGUGUGCCUUAUUUCAAGGACAAGGGGGACAGCAACAGCUCUGCGGGAUGGAAGAACUCCAUCAGGCACAACUUGUCUCUGCACAGCCGCUUCGUCCGCGUCCAGAACGAGGGCACGGGCAAGAGCUCGUGGUGGAUGCUGAACCCCGAGGGCGGGAAGAGCGGCAAGUCGCCCCGACGCCGGGCUGCCUCCAUGGACAACAACAGUAAAUUCAGCAAAAGCCGCGGACGGGCUGCCAAGAAAAAGUUGUCCCUUCAGGGCGGCCCGGACGGCGGCGCCGACAGCCCGGGCUCGUACAACAAGUGGCCCGGCAGCCCCAACUCCCACAGCAACGACGAUUUCGACGCCUGGAACAGCUUCAGGCCUCGCGCCGGCUCCAACGCCAGCACGGUCAGCGGGCGCCUCUCGCCCUUCAUGCCCGAGGACGACAUGAGCGAGGCGGAGGUGCACAUGGGCUACCCGGGUGCCCCGGGGCCCAAGAUGACCGCCACGCUGCCCAGCCUCACCGAGAUGACGGGCUCAUUGGGACACAGCUCGGAGAACGUCAUGGAGAACCUCCUGGACAAUCUGAACUUGCUGUCGCCUAACAACUCUCAGGUCGGAGGAGGGGCGGUGACCCCCGGGUCGUCCCAGUCCUCCCCCUCCCCAAUGAUGCAGCCGAGCCCCGGGUACCCUCCUUACAGCUCCCCUAGCAUGGUGUCGCAGCCUCAGCAGGAGUACCGCAAGUGCGUGUACGGUCAAGCGGGGAUGAACGCUAUGUCGCCCAUACCGAUGCAGACCCUGCCAGAGAGCAAGCCCACCUUCGGGCCCGGCGUGGGUCCGUACACCCACGGGUCGGUGCAGCUGCCCGGGCUUCUCAAGGAGCUCCUCACGUCGGACACGGACCAGCAUGGAGAGCUCCUGCCGUCGGUGGACACGGUGGUAUCUCAGCCCGGCGGGGGCUGCAUGCUGCCACCGUAUAGCAGCAGCCAGCAUGCGGCCAAACUCAUGGCGGUGGGGAACGCUCACCCUCACGGCCUGCCCCACGCUCACCCGCACGCUUCGCCGGCCAUGAACGGGCGACUGCUCAUGUCCCUCAAUCACGGCGGGGGCACGCCGCAUCUGCCUUCUGCCAAGAACCCGAUGCAGAUGCCCUACGGCUUGUCCAGCCACCUGGGCGGCGGGGGCGUGCCCGGCGGCUUUUGCCCCCUCAACACCAACGGAUACGGACGACUAGGCCUGGCGCCGCCCUCCCACCUGGAAAAGCUGCCCAGCGACCUGGACGACAUGUCCAUCGAGAAGUUUGAGUUUGACAUGGAGACUGUCCUGCACGAAACUCUGAUGGAUGGCGACUCGCUGGACUUCAACUUUGAGCCGAUGGCUACCCAGCAAGGGUUCCCCCACGGGGUGAAGACCACCACGCACAGCUGGGUGUCUGGCUAGGAACUGGAGGAGUGAGAAUGUAAAAAAAAAAAAUGUACAAUCAACCUGACUGAUUUUUGCCUUUUGGUAAGAAGUUUAUUUACCUUUAACAUUCCUGUUUGAAAAUACUUUAAUCGAUCACUUGAAUGAUAGCGGUGCCAGAUUUUGAUCUAUUGGACAAACUACGUGCCAAAUUUGCCUUAACUUAGGAGCCCACUGACACACACCGUCGGUUGGUGUCCGGUGAAUCAUAAACGAAGGUUGAAUCAAAGGCAACUGGACUUGGUGGUUUCUAUUUGUCUGGUAGACACAUUCAACUCUAUUGCGGCAACGAGAUCAGUCAUCAGUUCCAAAACAUCUCCGACGAUGUCCACCUGAAUACCAACAAGAGUCUUUUGCGAGUUGGUAGCUUGGGCUCCGUCGACUUAAGUUAAAAGUAGCUGGUCUAGUAGCAUCUGGAUGACGCAAGUCCUUAUUUCCAAAGCGUGUCUGGUAGUGGCCCACCUGACCGCAAACAAGUCUUUUGGGAGGUGGUCUUGACAAGUUCGCUCUUCAAAAGACUUGAGUUCUAAGUUUGUGGCAGACAAAUUCAACUCUCUAGUGGCACCUGGACAACAUCAGUCCUUAGUUCCGAAACGUGUCUGGCGGUGGGCCAUCUGACUGCUAAAAAGAGGGCUUUACAAGGUGCUCUGAAAGACUACUUCAGUUCGAAGUGUCUGAUAGACAACUAGAUCAGUCAUCAGUUCCAAAACAUCUCUGGCAGUGGUCCACCUAACUGCAAACAAGAGUCUCUUUUUUUGUUUUUAAAACUUCAGACUGUGGUCCUAAUCGUCUGGUAGAUGAAUUCAUCUUUUUAGUAGCACCUAGGUGCCGUCAGUCCUUAGUUCCAACUGGGAGCUCCAGGCUUGUUAGAGGCGGUCCUAAAAGGAUUGACGUCUCUCUCAAAGCGACAGUUUUCUCUAUCCGAAUCCUAAAAAGAAUUAUUCUUAUUCUCGAGUUAUCUUUGUAGUCUUGAACCCGUUUUAGUCCCUUGUUGCCUUGCAUUCCACCUUCCUACUACCAUGGAUUAUGACCAUGGAUGACUGAGAACCAACACACCCAUCAUCAGCAGCAUUAAAGAAAAAAGCAUUUCUUUCCGCAUUGACAUUUUUCGUCAGUGCGGUCAAGCGGCGAAGAUUUCUUGGGAACCUUCUAUUUUUAUCUGAAUGUACAUAAAGCCGUCACGCAGUCAGGUCUUGCGUGUAUGUGUGUGUGUGUGUGCGCGUGCGUGUGUGUGUGUGUGCUGUCUAAAGAUCACAUUAAGUUUACACAACAGAAACAAAAAUCCAAUCUGGCUCCAAGAGAAAACUGGAUGUUUUUUUUUAGAAAAAAAAAAAGAAAAUUAUUUUUGUAGUUGUCGAGCCGUUCCAUGCCUCGCGAACGUCUCCAACGCUUCUGCCUGUACAUAACUUAAGAUUGUAUAUUAACUUUACAUUGUAUAUGUUUACUAGAUAGUAGUGUGUAUACAGUAUAUAUAUAUAUAUAUAUAUAUAUAUAUAUAUAUAUAAUUUUUUUUUUGUUUUUUUUUUGGAGACAUAAAUUAUUGUGUUUAAUACAGAUUUAUUCUGGUGCACGACCUGCACUCUGAAUGUUAAUACCACAGGGGCCUAUUUAAGUAGUUCUUUCCUGUGGGCUUGAAGGUUUAGUUUUUGUCUAAAUAUCUAUAUCUAUAUAGAUAUAGAUAUAUCUAUAUAUAUCGUACAAGUCUCGACGAUGGUCAGAUCUUCUCUUCAAGGAAACACGCAGCAGCGCACUUCCACUGAGUCUCGCCUUCUCGUUCCUUCAAGAAAUUGUUGCGAAACUGACUGUCGAUUGUCAUUGUGAGCAGUUCUCCAAGUGCUUUUCUGCAGCUGUGAAAUAAAUGAGAGGUCAAGGUUUUUGUUCUUUUCAUGUUCAUGUUUCAUGCAUCCAAAAAACCUUUCACUCUUCAACCUUCCUGUUCCUGGGUCCAAUUGACCCACACACAAAAACUCUACUACUGCUGGUCUUGUUUUAUACGAGGGUGUUUUGUUUUUUCUACAUUCGAUUUGACGCCAUUGAAGCCGCCAUCCCACCGAGCGGUACGGUUCCGUUCGGCUCACCAACGAUUCCCGCUCGUGUUUCAACCAAACAGCUGUGAAUCCUCUCUACUGUGUCUCAUUAACACUCUGCGUUAGAUACGGCAGGUGUAACGGUACGCCGGAAAGCAUAGGUAGGUAUUUUUCCCUUGCUUUUAAGGUCACGGUUGGUUCACAUUCAGUACGGUGAGGGAGCAAAAUACAAAACGUUAAACGAGUGAACAGGAAUGCAUUGAAUGGCAUUUUAAAAUGGAACAAAACAAAAAAAAUCAUCUAUCCGGAGGCUGAGCUGCACUGUCUUUGUUUACCGAGUCGACAUACACUUCCUAUUUAGACGGGGCUUUGACUGAAUCUUUUGGGACACAGAAAAAGAAGAGGAAAACAAUGCUACUAUGUGAUUUAGCAAAUAGUGAGGAUUACUGUAUUUGCCAACUCAGCCAUUUUCUUUCCUUCCCCCUUGUUGGCUGUAAACGCUGAGCAUUUGGUUUAGUAGCCAACUGAAUCAAACCGAACCGCUCGGUGGGAAAAGGUGGCUUGAUGGCGCUUCAUAUAAACACUGCCCCUAGAGGAAGGAGGAGAAACAAGCAGCACUAAGUGUUGAGUACGUCCAAGUUUAGCGUCGAUUUCCAUUUUGUGCUUCGUCGUGACGGCUUUUGUGCCGAGUCACACGUAGUUCAGUCGCGUUAGUCACCCGAGAACCACGUCCCAGAGUCCAAGAUGUGACCCCUUCAGGUUUCACCCUCCUGUUACGUUCAUUUUCUCAGGAACAGCAAUAACUGCAUCUAUAACUGUCCAAAAGUGUCAUAACCUUUAGAAAUACAUACCAAUUAUUAUUGCUCACUGCUACUCCGGUCGUCGUUUCAAUCAAUAUUUAGCGCAAGCAAGACUUUGCAUCCCGAAAAAAAACAAAACAAUGACUUCUUUAAAACUUAACAGGAGGGUUAAAGAUGAAAUAUUGCACAUUUCAAAUGUACUUUUCUUUGUUUGUUUCAUUCUAUUUUGUCAUCACGAGAGAAGCCCUUUUUUUAACGAAGCUGCUGUUUGGCUUUGGUGCCACACGUCGCCUUUCAAACGCGACCACAUUUGCCUUUAAGUGACAACUUAAUGUUCACGAUGAUGAUGACGAGGAUGAUUAUUAUACGUAUAUGGAUGUCAAGAUGUAUACUGUAUAUAUUUGUGCCGGUCACUCAAAUUAGAAUGAACUGGAAAUGAAUCAACAGGGUUCACAUUAAAAGGAUAAAAAAACAUUUAAAUAAUGAUAAACAUUCAAAAAUAAAUACAAAAGAAAAGCUGUAAAUGAUAUCUCGACCUUUUUAAGUGAUUCAAUCUAUGCAUCGUAUUCCUUAAUUUUAUGUCGCUAUUGUUAUAUUUCUUUUUCUCUUUUUUUUUUGUUGGACUUCUUAUGACAGAGAUGUUUUAUUGUAAUAUACAUAGCGCUGUUUUGUUGUUGUUUUUGUUGUCUAUGUUCUACGGGGGGGAAAUGAAGUUUAUUUAGAGUUUGUGAUGCAGUGAUUUCUAUGCUAAGCUUUUGUAAACUGACAACGUUGUUAUUUCUUGUAUUUAGCUCAUGUUUUCACAACAUACAAAGCUAAUUAUUUUAUUAUAUUUACAUUUCUAUAGUCAAGACUUCACAAUGCAGAUAAAAGGACCAGGUUUUUUUGUUGUUGUUGUUGUUGUUGUUGUUGUUGCAAUUUUAUGCAUUGAAAACAAACAACAUUGCACUUUUACCUUUUAUAUAUAUAUAUAUAAAAAAAAUAAAUAAAUAAAAAGUGCACAACAGCAAGAAACGUUCCCACACAUUUUAAAAUAAGACAUCUGUUACAUUACAUUUAACUUAUAUACCACAGAGAUACAUGUGCUGUGUCAUUUGCAAUCAAUACAUCUAUGUUACUUGUUCAAUAUAAAUGUAUUCGAUCAUAAAUAAAUGUACUUAUGUGUUGA